CUGUCAUUUCCUUCAAUUAUUAUUCUAGCAAACUCCAGACUUUGUCGCUGCGUUUGCGCAUCUGGAAUUUUCUACGCUCUCGCAUAUAAAUACCCCACGGGUGCUCCACCCCCAGCAGUCUGAUUUCAAGCGCUGAAAAAGUGAAAAGUGCUAGAAAAAAGCGAAAAAAUGGCUCUUUGGCUCUUCAACGACCCCUACGACUACCGACGUCCUUCCCGUCUCCUCGACCAGCAUUUCGGCUCUGCCCUGGACCCGGAGGACCUCCUCUCGCCCAUGAUCCCGCGGGAAUUCCGCCACUACCUCCGCAGCCCCGCGGGAUACCUCCGCCCCUGGCGCUCGCUAGCCUCCCACCAGGACUCAGGAUCGACCGUCACCUACGACAAGGAUAAAUUCCAGGCUUGCCUCGACGUCCAGCAAUUCAAACCGGAGGAAAUCGCAGUCAAAGUAUCGGAUAAUAUGGUGACAGUUGAGGGAAAACACGAGGAAAAACAGGACGAGCAUGGGUUCAUCUCCAGGCAUUUCGUGAGGAGGUAUUUAUUGCCCAAAGGGCAUGAUGCGAGUCAAGUGGAGUCCAAGUUGUCCUCGGAUGGGGUUUUGACCAUCACGGCGCCCAGGGUUGGGGCCGAGAAGGAGGAACACAGGAGCAUCCCCAUCGUGCAGACUGGGCAGCCCUCCAAGGCUGUCGAGCAGAAGAAAGAAGAGAAAAAGUGAAGAUAAAUGAAUUUUUUUUCAUUUUGUGCUUCAUUUCGCGACUGAUUCUUGUGAUAUCAUUGCUUCCUCUCAUUUUGUAUCAAGUAUUUUUGCUAAAUAAAAUGUAAUUUAAUGAAA
This is a messenger RNA of Tribolium madens (black flour beetle), 828 nucleotides long. Its product is annotated as protein lethal(2)essential for life-like. Gene Ontology annotation, biological process: response to heat; protein refolding. The transcript has a single exon. Gene Ontology annotation, molecular function: protein folding chaperone. Bases 169 to 711 code for a protein of 180 amino acids. The record is from RefSeq and is a predicted model, not a curated record. NCBI's taxonomy places the organism in Eukaryota, Metazoa, Arthropoda, Insecta, Coleoptera, Tenebrionidae.